AUGGUCGCGGCGAAGCGCAAGGCCAAGAAGCCGGGCCUCCUCUCCCAUGGCCGCAGCCCGCACAUAAACACCCAGAAGACCGCCGCAAACAUCUCCGCGAAAGCGACUGCGACCAUCAUCCGUACCCACCACCAGCUGCAGAAAGCGCACGCCCAAGCCGUCAAAGCAGGCGACCAUGCCAAGGCUGCAGAGAUUCAGAAGAAGAUCGACGAGCAGGGAGGGCUGAAGACAUACCAGGCGGCCAGCAUCACGGGCCAGAGCUCCGAGCGCGGCGGAGACAGCAGCCGUGUUCUUGUCGACUGGUUGCAGGAGCUAGGCCUGCCGUCUGCGUAUCGCGAAACCGAGCGAGGUGAUGUGGAGGGAAGGAAAUGCAAACUCCUCGAGGUGGGUGCACUCUCGACAGAGAACGCCUGUUCCAAGCGCCGCUAUCUCGCCGUUGAGCGCAUCGACCUGCACUCGCAGGCCCCUGGCAUCCUUCAGCAGGAUUUCAUGGAGAGACCACUCGCGGCAUCGGACAAGGAGCGCUUCGACAUCAUAUCUUUGUCACUAGUCCUCAACUACGUCCCGGACGCAGAGGGGCGCGGUGAAAUGCUCAAACGGACACGCACGUUUUUGCGCAGAACCAGGGACCUAGAUCACGAUGGAGCUGCUCUUGCUGCUGAUCUCCCGACACCCUGUUUAUUCCUGGUUCUGCCCGCACCCUGCGUCACAAAUUCCCGUUAUCUCGAUCGACAACGCCUCGAGCAAAUCAUGAACAGCCUCGGCUACGUCAUGCUUCGGGAGAAGAUAACGGCUAAAUUGAUUUACCAACUUUGGAAGCUUGCAGAAAAGAAGUUGGGGAAGGAUCAGAAGUUUCCAAAGGUCGAGGUGAAUCCAGGCGUGAAAAGGAACAACUUUUGUGUCAUAGUGAAAUGA
Messenger RNA from Lasiodiplodia theobromae, 915 nucleotides. RefSeq names its product Mitochondrial inner membrane translocase protein. NCBI's taxonomy places the organism in Eukaryota, Fungi, Ascomycota, Dothideomycetes, Botryosphaeriales, Botryosphaeriaceae. Bases 1 to 915 code for a protein of 304 amino acids. The record is from RefSeq and is a predicted model, not a curated record. Gene Ontology annotation, cellular component: nucleolus. Gene Ontology annotation, molecular function: rRNA (adenine) methyltransferase activity. The transcript has a single exon.